Molecule: messenger RNA, 1540 nt
Organism: Phragmites australis (common reed)
Lineage: Eukaryota; Viridiplantae; Streptophyta; Magnoliopsida; Poales; Poaceae
Exons: 3
Coding region: 22-1371 (449 amino acids)
Molecular function (GO): zinc ion binding; nucleic acid binding
Source: RefSeq, a predicted model, not a curated record
GCAUAAUCUUGCAAUCGCCAGAUGGUGAACAUGAGGAACCCGAAUGGUGCUGGUGCUAACCGAAACAACACCGAAGACAACAAUCCAAAUGCUCACCCCCAGGAUGACAACCAGGACACGUUCCCCUCCUGGAGCAGGCGGACCAAUCGGAAUGGGGUGGAUGCGAUGCAGAUGAUGGCUGCGCAGACUCAGAUCCUGCAAGGAUUAGCACAGACAGUGGCGAGACUCCAACAAGCGCCCCCAGUUCAUCAGGCCCCGCCACCACAGAUGCAGCCACAAAACAAGUUGAAGGAAUUCCUGAGCACCAAACCUCCCGUCUUCGCGCAAGCAGUAGAGCCGAUGGACGCAGAUGAUUGGCUCAGGGCAAUUGAAAGCAAGCUGCAAAUAUCUCAAUGCGCCGGCAGAGAGAAAGUCCUAUUUGCUUCACACCAACUUGUGGGACCCGCGUCGGAAUGGUGGACGGCGUACACAGCUGCCCACGAGGACCCACAGGAGAUUAACUGGAGAGAAUUCAAGGACAGUUUCAGGAAGCACCAUGUGCCAGAAGGAGAAGUGAAGCUGAAACGCAGGGAGUUCUUGGCAUUAAAGCAAGGCUCCAGGUCGGUGCGCGAGUACCUCACCAAGUUCACGCAGCUGUCUCGCUACGCCCCUGAAGAUGUGAACACGGAUGAGAAGAGGCAAGAUUGCUUUUUGGAGGGUCUAAACUCGGGACUCAAUUACUCCCUUUCGGUCUGUGAGUAUGCAAGUUUCCAGAAGCUGGUUGAUAGAGCAUUUAUUCUGGAAAAGAAGGAGCAGAAUAUAAAUGAAGAACGCAAGAGGAUGAUGCCUGGACAGUCUUCAGGCAGCAAUGUCCGUCCCCGUUUCAACCCACCCCCUCUAGGACAGGUGUAUCGUCAGUCUGGCCAGAACCAACAACAGAGAGCACCUAACCAGGCUUCAGGGACCUUUAAUCAGCCAAAGCAGCAGUUCCAGCAGCAGCAACGCCCGACUAAUCCGGCCUCACGCCCGGUGAACCAGAAUCAGCAGCAGCAAGGCCGCACUGGCCAAGGGACCAAUACCAUCGGCCCAUGUUUCAGUUGUGGGAAUUUUGGACAUCUCGCUAACAGGUGUCCUAGGAAGCAGCAGGCUCAAGCUAACCAACAGCAGCAGAAUCGCACCGGAGGGCAGCAACAGCAGCAAUAUCGUCAGAACUUCAUGAGCGGGCGAGUCAACCACGUCGCAGCAGAGGAUGCUCAAGACUCCCCAGAUGUGGUGCUUGGAGGAGAGCAGAGUGACAGCAUUCAAGACCAAGUUUUCGAAGAUUCUGAGCAGCCAACUUACGAAGAAGGUGAAGUCUUCGAGGAAGUCCCGGGCGAGGACGCUGAUUUCUAGAAGGAAGAAGGCGUUGAUUGAAGACCAUGUCCUAGGCUGGUGUUUCCCCCGGACAACGCCUGUGGAUGGAUGGGUGUUCCGCUGCCAAUUGAAGAUUUAUUAGUAUUUUCUUUCAGACCUACGGGUCCUUUUGUAAGGAUUGUUUGCGUUAUUUGAGACACAGUUUAUG